Molecule: messenger RNA, 911 nt
Organism: Musa acuminata subsp. malaccensis (wild Malaysian banana)
Lineage: Eukaryota; Viridiplantae; Streptophyta; Magnoliopsida; Zingiberales; Musaceae
Source: RefSeq, a predicted model, not a curated record
CCGAAAUCCGGAGCACCAUUUAGGCGCUUCUUCGGACCGCGAAACCUCUCGCUGAGUCCGAACCCUUGAUGAAGUCUUCGUCGGGGUCUCCUCUCCCGUCCCUUGGCGCGCUGCCCUGCUUGAUCCCACCGUCAAUGGCGGGGGAAGCAACCCUGAGGAAGGCCAUCGGGAGCGUUCUCGGCUUCUUCAUCCUGCUCCUGAUCGGAAUCCUUGCCUUCUCGAUCCGCCUCUUCUCCGUCAUCAAGUAUGAGAGCGUGAUUCACGAGUUUGGUCCAUACUUCAACUACAGAAUCACUCAGGCAUGCUUUUUGCCUCUAUCUGAUGCUAGCUCGUUCAUGGUUCUGCAUAUAGCAACAUCAGUUUAUUUUUCUGGAGUAAUGGUGCGCCUUAUGCUUGUUCUUGCUCCAGCUGCAUGCAUUAUGUCCGGGAUUGCACUUUCUGAAGCUUUUGAUGUCUUCACACGGUCAAUUAAACUUCAGCUGCCAAAGAUGUUUGAAAGUCCACCUUCUGGUGCAGGGGAUAUUAAUUCCAGUCAAGAUGUCAUAAAGGUUGAUACCAAGGCAGCAACAGUUAAAUCUGAAUCUGCACCAAAAGAAAGACCAUCAAGGAAGAAUCGGAAGAAAGAAAAGGAAAUUGUUGAAAUGGUUCCUAAUAGGCCUCUAAAUGCAGAAAGACUUCUGGUGCUGCCUUUGGAGGCAUCUGCGGUUGCCAUUCUUCUGUUGAUCAUACUUGGUGCCUUUUAUGUGGUUCACUGUGUAUGGGCAGCAGCAGAAGCUUAUUCUGCCCCAUCAAUUGUUCUAACAUCUCACUCGCAUGACGGUUUACAUGUCUUUGAUGAUUUUCGUGAAGCCUAUGCAUGGUUGAGGCAUAAUACUGAUGUUGAUGAUAAGUGUCUUGCAAUUGAAAUUUAG